UACUCAACAACUUACCGAUUGAUUUCCCGAGAACUAGCGCCAUCUAGCGGAAAGAGGUAGAAGUAAGUUGUCGAAUAGUUUGCGCCGUUGUCGUAUAGAUGGCGCUAAGAUAAAAUUUUUUAAGUGCUCAAUGUAAAAAUAAUCAUACAUACAAGCAAUAUGACUAGUACAGAAGAACAUAAAAUAGAAUUUAAGAAAAAGCCCAAAAAGCAACUAAGGAAACGACAUGUAUCAUCUGAUGAAGAUGAUGAAAAUGAGGAAGCAUCAGUCAGAGAAAAAGUGGAGGAGAUGAAAAUUAUACAGAAGCUUCGCGAGCGUCCCAAGGGUGUAAAUGUUGUUGGAUUAGCACUUGGGGAAAAUGUAACACCUGAUGUAAUGACAUCAGAUCCUUUUAAUGUAAAAACUGGAGGAAUGGUAAAUAUGGCUGCAUUAAAAAAUACAAAGCUUAAACAAAACGAUGCUUAUGAAACAGGAAUAGGUACACAAUUCAAUGCAGAAACAAAUAAAAGAGAUGAAGAUGAAGAAAUGGUAAAGUAUAUUGAGGAAGAAUUAUCAAAAAGGAAAAGCAAAAAUGAAGACAAAACAGAAAGUGGAUCUAACAAUGAUAAAGGAUCCUAUUGUUCACCAGAAGAAGCAGCAUUACAAGCAGUACCUGAACAUUUAAGACAAAGUUCUGCACAUAGAAGUGAAGAAAUGCUUUCAAAUCAAAUGUUGUCUGGUAUUCCAGAAGUAGAUCUUGGAAUAGAAGCAAAAAUUCGUAAUAUUGAAGCUACAGAAGAAGCUAAGUUAAAGUUGCUUUGGGAUAGGCACAGAAAGAAGGAUGGCCCUUCACAAUUUGUGCCAACAAAUAUGGCUGUUAAUUUUGUACAACACAACAGAUUUAAUAUAGAAGACACAGAUUUCCAAAAGUCUAAACAAGAUUCUGAUGACAAAAAAAAGGUAGCUGUUCCUCGAGAUGAUUUUAAAGGAAAAAGGAAGGACAAUGGAGAAAAAGCAACCGAUGAUUACCACUACGAACGAUUUAAGAAACAAUUCAGACGAUUCUAA
Osmia lignaria (orchard mason bee) is the source of this 1047-nucleotide messenger RNA. RefSeq names its product splicing factor C9orf78. NCBI's taxonomy places the organism in Eukaryota, Metazoa, Arthropoda, Insecta, Hymenoptera, Megachilidae. Gene Ontology annotation, cellular component: spliceosomal complex. Gene Ontology annotation, biological process: mRNA splicing, via spliceosome. The record is from RefSeq and is a predicted model, not a curated record.